Molecule: messenger RNA, 2373 nt
Organism: Heteronotia binoei (common prickly gecko)
Lineage: Eukaryota; Metazoa; Chordata; Lepidosauria; Squamata; Gekkonidae
Gene: CFI
Product: complement factor I
Exons: 13
Coding region: 290-2080 (596 amino acids)
Biological process (GO): proteolysis
Cellular component (GO): membrane
Molecular function (GO): protein binding; serine-type endopeptidase activity
Source: RefSeq, a predicted model, not a curated record
GUAGCUACAUUGUGAAACUCUCAAAGGGUGGGAAAGAUAUAAGAGUUGGCCGGAGAGACUGGUGCACUCCUACUGGGGUUGUCUCUUGCUUUUUCCGCGGUUACAGUCAACUAGGCUAAACUAAGACACAGUCCUCAGAGUUCAGAAAUAUCAGUUCACAAGGAGGUACCUUCCAAAACAAUUUUUUAAAUAUUUACUAGCGGUUAAAAAUUAAACACAUCGAGAAGUCAGAGGCUGGGGGAAAUUGCAAGGAAAGAAGAUCUAAACAGACAGAAAGAUACUCUUCAUCAUGAGACCAUUAUCAGUUCUAGUGUUUGUUUUAUACUCAUUGCUUUGCACUUAUGCAGUAACGGAUAAAUCUAGUAGCGGAAAGAACCCAAUCCAGCAAGCUCCACUAGGUCAGCAAGAAAAGUAUUUGAUAGGCGAAUGUGUAAAGAACAGUUAUACGGUUAAUUCUUGCAGUAAAGUUUUUUGCCAACCCUGGCAAAGGUGUAUGAACGGUACCUGUUCCUGUAAGCUACCAUAUCAAUGCCCAAGGAAUGGCACUUCAGUUUGCACUACUGAGGGAAGGGCAUUUCGGACUUACUGUCAACUAAAGAGCUAUGAAUGUCAGCGUCCCCUGAGCAAAUUUAGGAACAGAGGAAGCUGUAAACCUCAAGACAACUUCGACAUACUCUUGAAACCAGAAAAUAAAUCGGAGAAAUUCCCUGAAGUUGAAGUAAAUUCCCAGAAGUUGUUUAUUUGCGGGCAUGAAUGGAGUAUGAAUGAAGCAAAUGUGGUCUGCAGACAUCUUCAUUUCCCAGAAGGGGCUGAUCGUAUAAAAUUGGCACGCCCAGACAGUGCCUGGAAUUCGUCAGAAUGCCUUAAAGCAACUUGCAGAGGCAUAGAGACCAGCCUAGCAGAAUGCUCUUUAGCUAGAACCCGUAGGGGUCAAAAGAAGCUUGCUACGGUGAUGUGCCACACAAAACACAGAGAAUGCUCUAAACACGAAUUCAGCUGUGUCAACAAGAAAUGCAUCCCUUCUUACAAAACAUGUGAUGGAAUAAAUGACUGCGGAGAUCUAAGUGAUGAAUUGUGUUGCAAAGCAUGCAGAGGUGAAAGCUUCCACUGUAAUUCCGAUGUGUGCAUUCCAAAGAAGUAUCUCUGUAAUAAAGAAAUGGACUGCUUAACAGGAGAAGAUGAAACUCACCACCUGUGUAGGGGUGAUGAAACAACUGAUGAAAAUGAAAGAGAAAGAACAGAAGACACUCAGGAGGAAUCCAUGGAUGCAGAAAGAAGAAAGAUCAAAACAUUUUUACCCCAAAUCCAUUGUGGUAUUCCAAACCACACCAUUACUCGUCGGAAGCGAAUCGUUGGCGGACAUACUGCAGGAGAGGGUGAAUUUCCAUGGCAGGUGGCAAUUAGAAGUGCUGGGGCUCAAGUAAACUGUGGUGGGAUUUAUAUUGGAGGCUGUUGGAUUCUCACUGCUGCACAUUGUGUUAGACAAAGCUAUGUUCAUACCUACAUGAUAUGGACUGGAAUGUUAGAUACAAUAGUUAGAAAUACUGGGAUAGAAACCUUUUUGUUAAAAAGAGUGAUAAUCCAUGAGAACUAUAAUCCCAAAACAUAUGAGAAUGAUAUUGCUUUACUGGAAAUGAACAAGAAGAAUUCAGAGCAGACCUGUUCUCCACCCAACACGGUGGCAGCAUGCGUCCCCUGGUCAUCUUAUAUGUUCAAAGCAGGCCAUCAGUGCAAAGUGUCUGGUUGGGGACGGGCAGAAGGUUAUGAAAGACAAUUUACACUUAAAUGGGGCUAUGUUAAUUUAAUGUCAAAUUGUUCCGAAAUCUACAAGGAACGUUAUUUUAAAGGCAUGGAAUGUGCAGGUACAUAUGAUGGUUCUGUAGAUUCCUGUAAAGGUGACUCAGGAGGACCUUUGGUUUGUUUUGACUCUAAUAAUGUAGCUUAUGUUUGGGGUAUUGUGAGUUGGGGUGAAAACUGUGGUGAAGAAGGACAUCCUGGUGUUUACACAAAGGUGGCUGAUUAUUUUGAAUGGAUUAGCCAUCAUACUGGAAAGGCUGUGGUGUCUCGAUUUAAUGUGUGAUAUUUGAAACACAAGCAUUUUCUCAUUCUCUGCUGCAAUAAUUAAAGGUUGGCUGCAGAAGUCUGGGGGUAUAAUUCCAGGUCAAGUUAAACAUGUUUCAGUUUCUUCCACUAAGAUCAAUGAACACAAAAGUUGUUACCUUUGAUUCGGUCAUGCCCUGGUAGUUUAGCAACAAUGACUCUCUUAAAUUUUCAUUAUUCUUUGAAAAGUCUGUUGGCCUUCUAAAAGCCAUCAUUGCUUUCCCGCUCAUAUUGCAUGUUACAAUAAAAGUGAAGCAUGUACCAAUAAAAAAA